AUGUCUCCCGAGUAUGCAAUGGGAGGGCUAUUUUCAGAGAAAUCGGAUGUCUAUAGCUUUGGUGUUUUGCUACUAGAGAUGGUCAGUGGCACGAGGAAUACGUGUUUCCAUUAUCGUGAAAAAUAUUUGAACCUCCUUGGUUAUGACCACGCUGCGGAUAGGCCAACAAUGUCUGUUGUGGUUCUCAUGCUAAGUAAUGAAAUAGAUCUUCCACAUCCAAAACAACCUACAUUCACUAUUCAAAGCUUGUCAGAUGUCGAUCUUCGGUCACAAUGCAAUAAAAUAUCUUCCGGUAGUAAGGCAUCUCUAUCAAUUAUUGAGGGGCGAUAA
This is a messenger RNA of Camellia sinensis, 330 nucleotides long. NCBI's taxonomy places the organism in Eukaryota, Viridiplantae, Streptophyta, Magnoliopsida, Ericales, Theaceae. The record is from RefSeq and is a predicted model, not a curated record.